CCCGCGGGUAAUCCCGAGCAGGCUGCGGGACCCAGCCCAACCCGAGUUUCGAAGCCACCCGGCAUGUCGCCUGGGCGCCCCGACCAUCCAGGGCCACUCUCCGCCGGGAGGCGGGACCUGGACGCCGAGUAUCCAUAAGAAUGGAUGCAGUGUCUCUUUGCCACAUUCCUUAUUGCUGUAUCUCAUGAGCCUACCCGAUCUUGAGGAAGAGCUGUAUUUAAUGAUGACAAGCCUCUGACCAGUGUAGCAACAAGAAGGAAAAAGGACCUCAGAUAAAGAAGUACUUAGAUUUCUAUUCAACAAGGAAGACACCUCGGUCAACAAGCCCUGCUGCAUUACCUUUUCCCAAGAUGAACCGAUACACGACCAUGAGGCAGUUGGGGGACGGCACAUACGGGAGUGUGCUUAUGGGCAAGAGCAACGAAUCCGGGGAGCUGGUGGCCAUUAAGAGGAUGAAGAGAAAGUUCUAUUCUUGGGAUGAGUGUAUGAACCUGCGAGAAGUUAAGUCCCUGAAGAAACUCAAUCAUGCCAAUGUGAUUAAACUAAAAGAAGUUAUCAGAGAAAAUGACCAUCUCUAUUUUAUAUUUGAAUAUAUGAAAGAAAACCUCUAUCAGUUAAUGAAAGACAGAAAUAAGCUGUUCCCUGAGUCAGUUAUCAGAAAUAUUAUGUAUCAAAUCCUGCAGGGGCUGGCAUUUAUCCAUAAACAUGCAAGAGAAUUAAGAUCACAGCCACCAUAUACUGACUAUGUGUCGACCAGAUGGUAUCGUGCUCCUGAAGUCUUGCUAAGAUCUUCGGUGUACAGCUCUCCCAUUGAUGUGUGGGCCGUGGGAAGCAUAAUGGCUGAGCUAUAUACGUUUAGACCGCUUUUUCCAGGGACAAGUGAAGUCGAUGAAAUCUUUAAAAUCUGCCAAGUGUUAGGGACUCCCAAGAAAAGUGACUGGCCGGAAGGAUACCAGCUUGCAUCCUCCAUGAAUUUCCGCUUUCCCCAGUGCAUUCCUAUAAACCUGAAAACUCUCAUUCCCAAUGCCAGUUGUGAGGCUAUUCAGCUUAUGACAGAGAUGUUGAGCUGGGAUCCAAAGAAACGACCAACCGCAAGCCAGGCAUUGAAACACCCGUAUUUUCAAGUCGGUCAGGUAUUGGGUCCUUCCAUACACCACCUGGACGCAAAACAGACUCUCCACAAGCAGCUGCAGCCACUGGAGCCGAAGCCAUCUUACUGUGAACGGGAUCCUAAACCUUUGCCAAAAGUAGUUGAUGAGCCUGCCGGGCAGCCCCAGCCAAAACAGGGCCACCAACCACUACAGCCUAUUCAACCACCACAGAACACAGACGUCCAGCCUCCUCCACGGCCGCAGGGUCACCAGAAACCACCACAGACAAUGUUUCCAAGCAUCCUCAAAACCACGAAGCAAGUCAGCACAGUGAACCUUAAAGGAGCUCGGAGACGGUGGGGUCAGGCAGUCUUCAAGUCUGGAGACAGCUGUGACGACUUUGAGGACAGCGACUUCGGGGCCUCCCAUUCCAAGAAGCCGAGCAUGGGUGCCUUCAAGGACAAGAAGAAAGAGUGUCCAUUUCGGCUUCCAGAGUCAGGACUCCCAUACUCCAACCACUCCAAGGAGGAAAACAAGAGUUUACAUGCAGCUGUUUCCUUAAAAUCUGACACAAACUCGUCAACUGCUUCAACGGCUAAGCAGUACUAUCUGAAACAAUCAAGAUACCUUCCAGGCGUCAACCCCAAGAACGUGUCUUUGGUAGCCAGUGGCAAAGACAUAAACUCACACACUUGGAAUAAUCAACUAUUUCCCAAGUCGUUGGGCUCCAUGGGGGCGGACCUUACUUUCAAGAGGAAUAAUGCAGGAAACCUUGGGAGCUACACAUACGACCAGACAGGAUCCAUGCCUUCCUUUCUCAAGAAAGAAGUGGGAUCGGCUGGCCAGAGGAUCCACCUGGCACCUCUUGGUGCGGCGGCUUCAGAAUAUACCUGGAACACAAAAUCUGGCCGAGGCCAGUUUUCAGGACGAACUUACAAUCCCACAGCAAAAAAUCUCAAUAUUGUGAACCGCACACAGCCGGUCCCCUCUGUGCACGGGAGGACAGACUGGGUGGCUAAGUACGGAGGUCACCGGUAGGAAGCCCUGAAGCGUGGCUCCAAAGAGGACGGUCACGCCUGGGAGAUGUCUACAGCGUCUUUUUCUACCGAAUUGCACAAGAAACACCCAACCGUGGGUACCUCAAAGAGCAGACGUCAGCUCCCAUUCCCUUUCUUUCCUGGAAACGCGAUGCGACAUUUCCAGGAAGCAGCGCGGAUGCACCACCAUGCUGAGACUUUUGAGUGGGACUUUACAGAGUAUUGAAUAAAGUAUUUGCCAAAGUAUGAAGUAUUUGAUCUACAAAUUACUGCAUAAGUACGUAGGCUUUUAGAGAGUGACUCCGGAGAGUGAGUGCACGGGGCCACACUCUCGCCUGUCUAAGCCACUGAGGUUCUGGUCCCUGCAGGGACCCACUGGCCCUAGCACUUUGCCUCCACCUCUCUUUUCCUGAUGGUGAGGUAGGCCCCUGGGGCCGAGUUACGGGGCUGGCUUGAUGCUCUCCCACCUCGGCAAUGCUAACUACCUUCCAGUUUUCUCCAUUUGAAACUAUGAGAUGAGUGACCCGGCACAUCAGAGCGGGAUUUUUCUUAGAGAGAAACUUUCCUCCAGCCCCUGGGAAGGUGUACACCAGUCCGCCUUCAGCACUGUUGCUGGAUCUUGACCAAACUGCGAACUCACCAUGACCGUCAGACCCUGUAGCCUGGUGAGUCCCGCACCAAUCACACCCUCUCAUCCUUAAGAAUGUUCUUGAAAACCGUACUGGAUGCUUGUUCAUCUGACUCUCCCAACUCCUGUUUCUGUGUGUUUCUCCCAGAGACAGAGGUGAAGCGUGCCAGCUGGUCCCCAGGCAAACUCUUGCUGCUGCAGGUCACUGACAAGGCUCUGACCGUCAUGUGACCUUCAGUCACAGGGUAAACGCACUCAGUUGCCAUGGCAGAGUUCCGUGCAGUUCUUCUUAGUUUUGUUACUAAGUUGUUUUUGUUUUGUUUUGUUUUUAAAAUAGAUAUUUUGAAGUUAGGACUACUUUAAACCUGCCAUAUGCUGGGCUGGGCAUUAGUACUGUUUAUUCUUUUGAAAGAAUAAUGUUAUUGCCUACUGAUAUUUUUAUGUCUUUAUUUUGUAAUAGAUGCUGAUAUAACUGGCAUCACUUUGUGGGCACUUCCCAGAGGCACAUUAUCAAAUCAUAUAUUUUUGUAUAGAAGAUACAGUUGUUCAUAUUUUACAUGUUUAAAAUGUUAUACUUGAAAUAGUAAUUUAUCCUAGUCCUGAUGGUUAUAUGUAUUUGUACAAUUUUGUUGUCUCAAAGCUAAUAAAAAUGACUUGGUGUUUCUAAGAAACAUGGCCUCUUGAAUAGAUUAU
Psammomys obesus (fat sand rat) is the source of this 3449-nucleotide messenger RNA. RefSeq names its product male germ cell associated kinase (gene Mak). The record is from RefSeq and is a predicted model, not a curated record. Gene Ontology annotation, cellular component: nucleus; cilium; cytoplasm. The transcript has 14 exons. Gene Ontology annotation, molecular function: protein serine/threonine kinase activity; ATP binding. NCBI's taxonomy places the organism in Eukaryota, Metazoa, Chordata, Mammalia, Rodentia, Muridae. The coding region runs from base 351 to 2129 and encodes 592 amino acids. Gene Ontology annotation, biological process: intraciliary transport; intracellular signal transduction; cilium assembly.